Spea bombifrons (plains spadefoot toad) is the source of this 3265-nucleotide messenger RNA. RefSeq names its product coiled-coil domain containing 57 (gene CCDC57). The transcript has 20 exons. The record is from RefSeq and is a predicted model, not a curated record. NCBI's taxonomy places the organism in Eukaryota, Metazoa, Chordata, Amphibia, Anura, Pelobatidae. The coding region runs from base 118 to 3186 and encodes 1022 amino acids.
UGUCGCCAUGGAUACGGGGCCUGCGUGUAGCUGUGCAGCCCGAGUUGUAGCGUAGAAUCGCAUCGGCAAAUUAGAGAAGUUUCGGAGGAAGCGCAGGCGAAAAAGGCAGGAGGCUCUAUGGCGGAGGAAGGGGAUUUUAGCGAACUCCUCGCUAAAAAAGAGCAAGAAUGGAAGGAUCUCCAGCACCGGCAGGUUCUUUAUCUGGAGAGGACCCUGAAGGAAACAAAGAAGAGCCUUCAAGGGCAAGAAGAGAAACUCAGCAGCCUUAAGAAAGACUUCAUGCACAACCUCAGAGUGUUGGCCGAACGAGAUCGAGACUUGGAACGUUACGAGCUCACGCUGAGCCGCCUGAAAGUCGCCGAAAACCUGAAACAGGGAGAAAUUAGUGAUUUAAAGAUCCAGGUGGAAAAACUCCAACAAGAAGUCCAACGAGGGAAGAAGAAUUAUGAUGAAUUACAGGGUCACUAUCAACGGAAGCUUAAAGAACACCAGAUGGAGCUGGAGAGGAUCCAGAGGACUAAAAAUAGCGACCUCGACCGCCAUCGAGAAGAGUACGAGAAAGUAAAACGUCAACUCGAGAGGAAAAUCGAGGAGGUUCAGGGAGACCUGAGCUUACAGAAACAGGAGCUGCUUGUCGAGUUUGACUCCCAAUUGAAGAAACGUGAACAUGAGUUUCGUCUGCAGCUGGAUGAACUGAGCACCGUGGUUCUGUCUCAUGAGCUUAAGGCAAAAUUACUGUCGAAGGAACUAGCUGUGCUCAAGGAGAUGGAGCUGAAGGCCUCCGAAACCCUCCUGGAGGCCGAAGCCACAAAUCAGAAAUUGCAGGAAGCCCUGAAACAGAAAGAGUUUGAAAUCAAGGAGCUGUCUGCUGUAAAAGAUGCCAGAAUCAAGGAAUUGCACGAUAAUCUACAGUCUUCGCACAUUAAAUGGAAAAGAGAAGAAGAAACCUAUCAGAGAAAACACGCGCAGGUAGACCGCUUAGCGCGGGAGAAGGACUCGGCGCUGACGUCGAUGAAGGAAGCACACGCGGAGCAGAUCCGGCAGCUGGAGAAGCAGAUCGAGGAGCUGCAGAUGUGCGUAGAGACCCAGCACAUGGAGCAGCGCAGAAUCACAGACCGCCAGAAAGACUUACUGGGGGAGAAAGACGCCACUAUCGAAAAGCUCAGAGGAGAUGUGGAGACGCUGAGGGCCGGCUGGGACGCGUACAUCGCGCAAAUCUCAAAGGAGAAUGUCAGCAAAGACCUCCGAAACCAGGCCUUGCAAGAGGAAGAGGGGAAGUUGAAGGCGCAGUUGACCAAGUACCAGAAAGACAUUGAGAAGUAUCAGCAGCAGCUGGCGGCCUCUGUGGAGCGCGAGCGGCUUAUGGAUCAGGCUAAAAUACAGCUGGAGCUGGACUGGCAGAAGCGCUGUGAGAAGGUGGAGAAAGCCCAGUACCGGCACUCAGAGGAGCUGAUCGAGGGUCUGACUAAAGCCAAGGAGCAGGCUGACGCUGAAUUAAAGGAGAUGGAGCGAAAGUUGAACGAAAUGAAACUUUUGGUAUCCGCUGUGACCUGGGAGAGAGAUCGAGCCACGGAUACGCUCAGAAGACUCGGUGCAAAGUGGGACCCGGGAGAGCAGGGAUUUGCGACGGACACCAAAGCUUCCCCGUCUGAUUUUCCAUCCAGUGAAAUUCAGAAACUGCAAGAACAAAAUUCUGAGCUGAGACACGUGAUUGGGCAGAUGAGGAAAGAGAUGGAGUCUCUCUGUGAGCAGAUCCCACCUACAGAUCCCAAGCCGACAGAAGCCCCUCAACCACAGGGAAUCGAGGUCACCCCUGAUUAUAUCAAGUCACUCGAAGACGAGAUCCAAACCUUAAAACAAAAGAACAGGAUCAUGGAGGAACAGCUGCAAGUGGCCCUGACCCCGAAGAGCAAUGACGAGGGUCCAUCAUCCACAAAGCCCGUACCGCCUGAGAACGCCUACAUCCAAAACUACAUCAGCAGCCUCAACGAAACCAUCGGUGCAUUAAGAGCCGACAAAGUCACCUCAGCUGCAGCUGCGAAAAGGCUGGAGGCCAGGACAGCUCACCUCGACGCGAUGGUCACAGAGCUCACGCUCAAGGUCCAGCAGAAGCAGGCAGAAGUAGACCAGCUGCAGUUUCAGCUGAAUAACGAGACCCGUCACGGCCAAGCCACCAUUUCCAGCUUGCGACAGAGACAGUUGGAACUGGAGAUGCAGCUAUCGGAGGCGAGGAGAGAGGCCGAGGAAUACUUCAAAGGAAACCUCCAGCAAAACGUCCAAGCCGUCGGUCUGGGAAAUGAAGUUUCUGCCCUAAAAUUGGAGCUGGCCGGUCAGAGGUUGCCCGUCGUGCUGAGUGAGACCGAAACUGUAAGUCAGCUCCGUGAAGAGAUCCUAAGCCUACGGAAGAAGCUCAGCUGGUACGAGGCACCAGGCGGCGAAUCUCCCGGCGGCCACGUUAACCUGCUGCAAAGCAAACUGAAAGAAGCCAUAAAGAAGAUCGCCCAUCUCAGCCGAGAAAAACAGCAGCUCAUCGAAAUGGGCAACCGCCUUCGAGCUGAGCUGGCAUCGGCCCAAUGCGAAGCUAUCGAGCCUCAAAAUGCUGUCCAAUCAUCCAGAACCGCUCCUUCAUCCACAGUUCCAGCCCAAAGUCCAGAAAAUCACCUGUCAGCCCUGGAGAAUCUUCAGUACCAGCUAACAUCCCAGGAACUUCAGUUUGCCCAGUACCAGAAGCCGUCCAGACUGCCUGCUAAGCAUCACACGGGCCCCAGAUCCAAGGGCCAAAGCAUCAGCGAAGACUCCGUAGGAUCUGCCGUAGAACAGAAACCCAGACAAAAGGAAAACGCUCCCCCCUCACCCCCUGCGCGUCAGAGGGACAGCUCUCCAUCUCCGCGGCCAGCAGCCUCCUGGCUCGAAGGAGACUUGUCUCUGCAGGAUGUCUGGAGAAUCCUGGAUAUGGGAUCCAGUCCAUCUUUGAUCAGCUCUGUAGAUGACAGUCAUGGAGUUGUCUCCGGAAGAAGCAGACCGUCGGCACCCAAGCAGCAUAAAGAGGGGGUCCCCGCAAACCGAGCAACCUCUCUGCACAGAGACCCCCGAGAGAAGACCGGCAAGCCGUCGGCCGUCACACGGGGGAAACCCAAGAACGGCCAGCACGCCCCCAAAAUCCGCAACUAUAACGUCAGAGACUGAUUCACAGCAGGGAGCCCGCCGACCUCCGCCGCUUACCGCGGAGACCCAAUGAGAUGUCUCAGAAAAUAAACGUAUUAAA